Messenger RNA from Orbicella faveolata, 1625 nucleotides. RefSeq lists its product as uncharacterized. The record is from RefSeq and is a predicted model, not a curated record. NCBI's taxonomy places the organism in Eukaryota, Metazoa, Cnidaria, Anthozoa, Scleractinia, Merulinidae.
AGUGACAGACUGUCCCAUUAACUCCUCAUCUCUGCUGUAGGGGAAACGGUCGACAAGAGGGAUUGUUCUCUUAAAAGGGAAUCUUUAAUCAUGCGCCAUUUCUUGAAAGUGCUGAUUUCCAUUGUCUUGAUAAUCUUACUGUGUAGUGGAGUGGAAGGCCGUAAAGGAAAAAGACCCAAGAACAAAAAUAAACCUUCCAAACCUUCAGGUGGAUUGAAGAAUAAUGGAGAAGAAUGUGCACUUAUUAGUGGUAGCAGUAGAUUUCCUUGGGGACAUUGCGCAUUACCAGUUAGUUGCCCUGGGGAUAACAAACUAAACUGUGCCAAUGGUCUGCACUGCUGCAGGAACUGGACACCACACAGUGACGAGGGCAACAUUUCAGAGGAGGAAUAUUCGGCUUAUCUUAAACUUCGCGACAACCUGUAUCAUUAAGAGCGCGUCCAUUUGACCAGUGAAGACUUCGACAAAGCGAUCCGGUAUCCGAUUGAAAAAGGAGUAGAAAAAUAAGGGCAAUGGUGUUAUAAGACCAACGGGUUUAAAUCUUGGGAUUCAUUGUUGGUGUGAAUUUUCAUCCAGUUCUAAAAAUAAAACUGAUUAAAUUAUUACUUCUGUUUCUUUUAUCAUAAAUGCCCCGAGUGCUCAGUUUCAGUUGUUUCCAGGACUUCUUAACUUAUUCUAGAUAUCAUGAUUGGGAAUUUGUUAAAUUUACUUUUCAUUCCGAAUUUUAUGGCCUGAAAUGCCCAGUUUCUGCUAUGAGACGUAGCAUGAAUGAACUAGGAGUAUUUCUUCGCCCUCUAUCCCCCUUAAUGGAUGCUUGUCACGUCCCAGGUUGGAUCUUAACGUUCUUUGGCGGUCAGCUGGUACCUAUUUAUACUGCUAGAUGAAGAGAAUAUCAGGCCAUCUCACCUUCCACUUGUAACCAUAAAAACACUAAAAUGUCUUCACCCUCAGCCCCCUUAAUGACCUUAAUGGGAUGCUUGUCACGUCCAAGUUGGAUCUUAACGUUUUUUGUCAGCCGGUUCCCGUUUAUACUCCUAGAUGAAGGGAAUAUCAGACCAUCUCACCUCCCACUUGUAACCAUAAAAACACUGAAAUGUGUUCGCCCCUCGUGGUUAACCGUUGUCAACUGAAAACUCCAUUCAAUAACAAUAUCUUUGGACGAAGCUCGUUUCAGGAGCAUGCAGGGAUGGCGCAAUGCGUGGUGAGAGCAAUCCCCUCCAACCAAUGUGGCCCGGAUUUUGACGCCGGCCUGAGGCCAUAUAUGGGUUAGGUUUGUUGUUGGUUCCCAUUUUUUUACUUCAGUUAUUCCUCAGGUAGAACUUGUGACGAAACGUCAAGUUAAUAUAGUUUAGACCAUGCGUUGUCUAUUUGUAAUGUUUGUAACUGCUGUUCGUUUCCUUUCCUCCUGAAAUUUAAAUGCGUUUAUUGAAGUCGUUAGGCCUCGCUUAGUUCCCGGAAAAAUGCUACGGCCUGGGGCAGAUGUAGGAUUUUAGUGAAGGGGUGCGAGAUGCGAACCGGCGAUGGCGGUCCCCUGAAAGGUGGAUGGCGGUGGACAGCGUUAUCCAGCCUUUGAAAAACUAGUACUAGGGCCUAGGAACUUGCUUUGGCUAUCUAGGCGACUGAUU